Molecule: messenger RNA, 1040 nt
Organism: Hyaloscypha bicolor E
Lineage: Eukaryota; Fungi; Ascomycota; Leotiomycetes; Helotiales; Hyaloscyphaceae
Exons: 1
Coding region: 452-949 (165 amino acids)
Source: RefSeq, a predicted model, not a curated record
GGUCUCUCUCGAGAUCCGAGGGAACGUACCCCAAAUGGCCAUUGCAUUUAAUUUACUGAGGUCGGUGCUGUUGCCCAUCCUCAACAACAUUGUCACCGAGCCCGAUGCACCUGUCCAAGUGACCGUAAACGGUCUCCCUGUUUGGAUUCCAUCGUAAUUUGUGUUCGUGAUCUGCACAGCCGUUGCGGGCUUAAACAAGAGGAAGAAAUACAAGAGCGCGACAUUGAAACAUAGCAUCUCGAGACAACGAAAACCAUUGAACUAUGCAGAUUCAUGUCUCAAGCCCAAAAAUACGGAAACAUAAUUUACUGCGGGAAGAGCAGUUUAAGGGGAAGCGUAUCUCUUAUGUGCAAGGGAUACCCCUCGUUGUGUUGACAAAUGGAUCGCGCGAUCUAUCGAUUCUAAGACAUCCCGGUCAGGAGCUGAGGCUAUCUCCACACCACCGGUGAAAAUGGGGCCCCCGAAUCCGGGAAUGAGCCGAUAUGUCUCAGCCGCAGCGAGCCACUUUUCCCUCAUCCGGCAAUCACGUGCGGAAACUCCCAGCAAAUGUAACCCUAUGCUGGCUUAUCCCGGAGAUGUCGUUGGCUGGUUAGCGAACCAGCGUCUCGGGGACCGCAACUGCAGAUUGAUCCCCGAGAGACCCCCUUGCCAGCUGAAAUGCUUCUCCCCACUUGACCUUUUGUCUGAGAUUGCCGUGAUCUCACACGUGGAGCUCGACCCCAAGUUGGAGAAAGGGCGGCGCCACUUCCUUCCACUUUCCCAGACUAAAGCAAAAAGACUGCGUUGGCGGCCGUUACACAAAGCUAGUUGUGGGUUGAUUGUGCACUGUGGCUGGGAAAGCUCGGCGCUGGCCCCUGUUGCACCCAAGAACGGAAAACGCAUUGAAAAAGUAAAAUCGCCCCUAUCAAGUCGAUCGGGCAAGGAGGAAGCGGAUCCAUGCUCAAAAUGAUAUUUCGAAGAUCUUAAAAUGCGAAGCGGCCAAUAGAAGUGCAGGCACCGUUCGGGUCCAGACCUCGCAACACUUCAAUCUCAACAUCACG